CUCUCUAUCUUUUUUUUUUUAUUAUAAACAAGUAACAUAAAUUAGUUGUUUUACAGAACGGGGAGAGUCUUACAUAGCAGGCAAGUUGCGUAUAAUAAAUAAAGAACACCAGAAUGUGAAUCAAGGAUGUUUUGUAUAUAUCGCUUCUGUUCGUUCGCGCAAGUCUAAAGUAAAGUGUUUUGCCGUAUGGUAACUAUGACUACGCUUAAAAGGAGACACCAAUAAUACGUAUGCGUAUCACAAACUUUGUUUCGAGGAAAUCGAAGAAAAUUCCAAAGGAAUCGAUUAGUGAUAGUAAAAAAAAAUCCUCCGUAUCGCGUUAGAAUGAACGACAAAGACGACAGCGCUUGGGUCUUCGAUUCCCUGAUUGGUUUUCUUCAGGGUCCAAUUUGGUCCGCGCCUCUGAUCACUUUCAUCGAAGAGAAGUCACUCAUAUUUGAAGCGGACGUCGAGGAAAAUGAUGAGUAUCAAAAGAUAUAUCAGGAGUACAAAAAUCUGGUGGACUUAUUGCUUGGUUGUUUCAUGGAAGACAUGGGGAUCACUCCGGAGCAAUUCGAGUACGCUUGUACAGUGAAUAAGUAUACAAAAAUGCCUAUACAAUUCCAACAGAACUUGUUCGAGCAAAUAUGGGCGGCGAACGAGUACCAGAUAUUCAAAAGAAUGAUGAUUCAAAAGAAUCUAGAGCUUCAAUUGCAAGCUUUGAAUAUGAUCGAGCAGAAGUAUGGUCUUACACCUGCAUCUUUCAUGUAUGAAGCAGGUGUAUUGAAUGAAGAUCCUUUAGUCAUGGAAGAAAUCAUUCAAAAACACGUUUUGGAGAAUGAUUCGGAAGAAGACAAGAACAUAUCGUCGGAAACUUCGUUGAUCAAAGAACAUAAGCGUUUAACAGCUAAAUAUAACAGCGAACGAGCAUUGUUAGCAGAAGCUCUAAAAGCGUCCCAAGAGGAAAAUACUCCUGAAAGGGAUCGUACACAGUCAUUUUUAAAGGAAGAAGAUGAGGAAAAAGAAGAAGACGACGAAAGCAAAAUCAAAGAGAAAGACGAAGAGGAGGAGGAGGAGGAGGAGGAGAAAGAAGAAAAGAAGGAAGAAGCAGAUAUUCUAAGGUUCCCUAAAGUGGUUCCUCUUGAUUCUAUGUCCACGGACGAAUCAAAAUCAGAAGGACCAAAUAUAUCAGAAGAAGACAUAAGAAAGAGGCAGGCAUAUUUGAAAGCCAGACGCGAUAAAUUGGUAGCUUUGAAGAAAGAAGCAAGAAGUCAACGAUUGGAAAUGAAUCCAUCGAGGCCGAGUUCCGCGAGAUCGGUAGCGGAAGCCACGAUCAAAGGAGAACAAGAACUAAAAUUACCGGAACCUCUGGAACCGUCCAUAUUGCAAGUACGUAAAGUACUCGCUGCUCGCCUCCAAGCAGAGGUAGUGCGUAAGCAAACGAGCCAAUAAUAACGAUUCUCUAACACGAAAGAGAUCGGAACGGCGGUGUUUUAUCCAUAUAAAAUGCUGAUAUUUUAUCCUUUCUUUUUUCUCUUUUUUUCCCUUUUUUUCUGAUAAAUUUCAUGCACAGCGAACUUUUAUACAGCUGCAUCAGCUUUCCUUUUUAUAGACGUUACGUUAUAGUAUUAAGAUAGCGAAGAAGUUUACAUGGAUACAACGUUUACACAUAUUGAAAGAAUUAAAAUGAUCAAACCUAGUAGCAGAAUAAGACUAAAUGAGUAUGUUUAACAAGAACAAAGAGAGUAUAAGUCGUUUCUUUUUUAUACAAUUCCAAAUGUUUACUGUAUCGUUUUUCUUCCUUCUUUUGUUUAAAUAAGUCUGACGAAUAUCGUUACAGUUUGGGUAUAAGUAUAUCUUCGCUUGUGAAUACCGAUAAAAUGAUAAACAACUUCUUAAGGUCACUUGCAUUAUGUUCUCUCAGUCGUUCGAUGAAUUUCGCACGAUCACCAUGCAUCAUCGGCACUAGUUUUACCCGUGAGAGAAAUUUCAUAAUCUGGAACAUGAAAAAAAGUAAAAAAAAGAGCAUAGGAUUCUUGUAAUAGCAAUUUGUAUAGAUCUUUAAGAGGAUACGAGUGAUAUGAAUAAAAAAAAACAAAAAGAGAAUAAUUACUUUUUAAAUAUUUCACAUACACUUCAUAGACGAAAUGAUUUCCAUUCGUAAAUCUUUCGAUAUUCUUUCUUCAUUCCUUUUAUAUACACUAAUUCAUCAAAUUUCUCGUUUGAUCGAUGCAAAGAGAAUAGAAUGCGAAGUUUACGUAAAAAACGUAACACACAGUUUUUAAAAAAUGCUUUCAGAAAAAAUAGGUAUAAAUACGCUGGAAAAUCUGUUUUACAUGUAAUUAUCUAACAGCACAAGUUGUAUAAAUCACAAUUGGACAAUUAGAACUGAAAAAUCAAUGACAAUUACAUUCAUACAAAGAAAUAUCCCUCCUUCAUUUUAUUCCUUGCGAUUAAACAUUGAUUAUGAGGUAAGUAUGACUCCGUUCAUCGACCAAUUCUUUCUAUAUCAUUUUCAGUUUUAUUUAAUUAAAUAUUCUUCGCAUUUCUACAACAUACUUCUAUUCCAUGUAACACACAAUUGUCAUUCUUACUUUUUCCUCCUUUUUACCUGCCCGAUUAUAAAGAUCAAAAUAAUUUCGUGGCGAAAUACGAAUGUUAACUCCAUUUAAUAUUUGAUUAAUAACGUAAUAGAGUAAAUUCAACACUUCUGAAACAAACGUAAAAUAUGGUAAACGUAAAAAUGGUAGAAAACGCGGUACAUGUAAAACUCAAAAUUCAUCAUAUACUUUUCUAACGUUCGAAAACUUAAUUUAAAAUAUAAUUUACGAAACAUGUGGUCAAUUAAAAAAUAUAGAAAUUGGUGGUUUUCGGUAUUCGUCUUCCGCCACUUAUAUUUAGCUCGCAUCUUAUUUAGCUCAUCUAGUCAAUCGUCGUUCAUACUUCACUAGAAUAAAAUGCAAAAUCUUCAUUUGCCACUGAAUUUUCCAUUCAACUAUUACCAUACUACACAUCAAACCAAAGUUUCCUCUGUUAAUUUUUCCUUUCAUGCUUGCUCUUACUUCGCAUGACUUUUUCUUUUAAUUUUUUACGAAUAACUUCUCAUAUAAAAAGGUGUUUCUCCCUCUGACUGUGUGUGUAUGUGUGUGUGUAAUAUGUGUACAUAUAAUUAAAACGUAUUAUAUUCUUAACACGUGGUAUUUUAUUUUUAUAUCAUGUAAUAUCGUACGACAUUACAUCGAACUAUAACGAUUGUAAGAUAUCUCGAUUUCCGCCGGCGCUGAUCUUACAUGAAAUGAUUCACUGCUUUUUUCUUCAAAUUAGAAAGAAAACACAGAAGAAGUAUUUACAUACUAUUUACUGUUUUCAACAGUUAGAUUAAACUGUAUGUGUAUAUAUGUAUAUGUACAUAUAUGAAUACAUAUACAUAUAUAACCAUAAAAAUCGACUUUGUGAUUCUUCCUGAUUCAGAGAAAAUCAAUUUCGUCAAAUUUUAAACCGACUGCAAAAGCGAAAUAUGAGGGGGGGGCGAUUAACUCGUACAUAUUAAAAGAAAAGAAAGCUGGAAUAAUACAGAAAAGAGAAAAAGAUUAAUUGAACUUCUUCUUUCCUAAUCUUCGAAUACUUGAAUAACACGUUUCUUUGAGAAAUGUAAUAUAAAUUCAAAACUUGCACUCGACGAUUUCAUCUCUUUCUUUUUCUUUUCUUUUUUUUCUUUUUUUUUUUUCUUUUGGCUAUACAUGUACGACUCGAAGCACCGGGAUACAAUGAACAUUAAAUUAAGGAAAAGCAAUAGCAAUGAGAACGACGCAUGACAAUGAACAAAUGUGAAAUACAUGUGUACAUGUUAAUGUCUCUGUGUGGGUACGAAAUUUAGCUUUCAUAGCAUUUACGAUCGCACUGUUUACUCUAGUAUCACUUACAAUUAGAUAUCGAUUCAUUUUUUGUUCUUCUUUUCAGUGUUCUUCCCCCUACUUACAGACCAUUUUAAAGCACGUUCAAUGCAAGAUCUUUACCAUUUUUUCUCGCCCCUUGUUAUUAUCGAAUAAAUCACGAAUGUUAUGUAAAACACAUAAAGAAUAACAUUACUCGAUAUCCUCUUAAUUAAUUAAUUGUUAACUUUUUCUACAUUUCAUUUUCAUCCUUUCUCUCGCUCACACACACACGCGCGCGCACGCACACACACACACACACACACUCUCUCUCUCUCUCUCUCUCUCUCUCUCUCUCUCUCUCUCAUGCAUAUUCUCCCUCUCUUUUUCUCUUCCUUAUUUCAUGGUUAAUCCAAGUUACACUCUUCUCUUUUCUUUUUUCCAUUUUUUUCUUUCUUCUUAUGUACAACAUGUAUAUCACUCAGCUCCAGCGAAUUUGCCUAAUUUGAUAUUCACAGGUUUUUUUCGCUUGCCUUUCGUGAUCGAAUUAACUUCUAAGAUUCCUCAUCUUUUUUUAAUAUCAUAAGUUAAUAUAUAUGUAUAUGUGUACAUAAACGGUACGUGUAUGUGUGGUAUUUACGAAAAAUGUCCAAUAUACAUAUACAGGUCUAAAGCAGUCUUAGAAACUCUGUUCAGGGUAUGUGAGGGAACAACGUGAAAAAUUUAUACAGUAGCUUAUAAUACUUCUGCUCCUCUUUUGUUUGAGUUAACUCAACCAAGAUAUGGAGGCACACGUUUCUGAAACGAUAUUAAAUGUUAAAAAAACGAAAUAGGAAAUGAAAAAAUG
Molecule: messenger RNA, 4698 nt
Organism: Bombus huntii
Lineage: Eukaryota; Metazoa; Arthropoda; Insecta; Hymenoptera; Apidae
Product: cilia- and flagella-associated protein 36
Exons: 6
Coding region: 325-1431 (368 amino acids)
Cellular component (GO): axoneme; ciliary base
Source: RefSeq, a predicted model, not a curated record